Arabidopsis thaliana (thale cress) is the source of this 1152-nucleotide messenger RNA. RefSeq names its product kelch repeat F-box protein. The record is from RefSeq and is marked reviewed. NCBI's taxonomy places the organism in Eukaryota, Viridiplantae, Streptophyta, Magnoliopsida, Brassicales, Brassicaceae. The transcript has a single exon. The coding region runs from base 1 to 1152 and encodes 383 amino acids.
AUGGCAUACUUAAGCUUCAAGUCUAAUAUGGAACGUACACCACGCGAGUCAAACACUCCUUGUCCGCCUCCCCAACCAUCUCCGUCGUUGUUUUCUUCACUACCAGAUGACAUCGUUUUGAAUAUCUUGGCUCGCAUAUCUACUUCCUACUACCAAACGCUCUCUCUUGUCUCCAAGACCUUCCGUUUGCUCAUCCUCUCCAAGGAGCUCGACAUGGAACGUUCCUACCUUGGAACCCGAAAACCAUGUGUUUAUGUCUGCCUUCAAUCUCCCACCCAUCCUUUUGAUCGUAGAUGGUUCGGUCUCUGGAUAAAACCCUAUGAUCAUCAGCCCCUAACCCAUUGGACGAUCGACAUCAAGUGUACCGGACAUUGGUUGCUACCGAUGCCCUCUCCCUAUUCUCGUUGCUUACAAAUAGUCCACGAAACUGUUGGUUCAGAAACAUACGAAAUCGGUGGACAAAACAUGACACCCUCGACUGACGUAUGGGUCUAUGAUAAGCUCAUUGGCAAACAACGCAAAGCUCCUAGCAUGAUGGUGGCUCGUAAGAACGCCUUUACGUGCGUCCUUGAUGGAAAACUAUAUGUAAUGGGAGGAUGUGAAGCGGAUGAAUCUACUCAUUGGGCUGAAGUUUUCGACCCAAAGACUCAAACUUGGGAAGCAUUGCCGGAUCCUGGAGUUGAGCUCCGGUACUCUUCAGUAAAGAAUAUCCAAACGAAGCAAGGAAAAGUGUACGUGAGGAGCAAUAAGAAGAACUUUGUUUACCUUAUAAAAGAGUGUAUGUGGGAAGUUGCCGAGGAAAACUUGGGUGAGAGUACCUGUGAGAUAGAGAAUGUAUGCUACUGUUAUAGUAAUAAAAGAUACUGGUGGUAUGACGCAAAGUGUGAAGAGUGGAGAUUAGUCAAAGGUGUGAGUGGACUUUACGAGUAUUAUAAAACUGAUUCUGAAAUAGGUAAUUAUGGUGGAAAACUUGUUGUCUUUUGGGACCGUGCGGUGUCUCGUUUAACCGCAACCAAAGAAAUUUGGUGUGCUAUGAUUUCUCUUGAAAAGGGACAUGAUGGUGAAAUCUGGGGUCACAUCGAAUGGCUUGAUGCUGUGCUUAUAGCCCCUCGGUCGUAUGCACUCUCACAUUGUAUGGACUUCUUGCAAUAA